Molecule: messenger RNA, 1080 nt
Organism: Symbiodinium sp. CCMP2592
Lineage: Eukaryota; Dinophyceae; Suessiales; Symbiodiniaceae
Source: the annotation of a GenBank genome assembly
AUGUCUUACCUACGCUACCUCGAUCGGCGGCCGGGGCAGAUCCACACGCCGGGGCGAGAGGUCGAACUUCCCUCCUUUGUCGGCAGCCUCCACGCCGUGGACCUCGACGCCACCGAGCCCCAGGGCGCCGACCAGGAGCCGGCUGCAGUGGCCAUGGACAGACCCGACUGGAUGUUCCCGCCGGGGGAUGACCUCGAUGCACCCAUCUAUGCCUGUCAGAACGGCACUGUCUUCCAAGUGCACACGGAAGCAGCUGGCAGUAUGCCUGGAGGUGGAAAUGUCCUUGUUCUAGAGCAUUCUCUAGCAUCGACGGCGAAAUUCCAUGACAGAGUGAUCAACAAGUACUACUCCUAUUACUUGCACCUGAACUCUAUUGCGGCACUCUCUGAAGGAGAUGUGGUAAGCAAGGGUACAGCGAUCGGCACGAUGGGGCAGACAGGCGAAACCUCCUUCACCCACCUGCACUUCGAAACACGCCUGGUGGGCUACUGCUCCUAUCAGUUUCAAUAUGCGAACAAUCGUCAACCCUCUCCAACAUCCAGUUGCAACACCGGCUUUGAUCCUCAUGUCCACCCAUACUUGUUUGUUGGCGGGGUCGCGAGUGGUCCGAAGUAUCUCUAUGAAGUUGAGCCGAUGGAAGGCUUUGAGUAUGCAGUGCGCUACAACGCCACGCGCGGCCACAUGGACAUGGACGUUAUACGAACGAGUCUAGGAGACGUUCACAUCGGGACCAGGCACAAUGUCAAUAUCAACACAGUCGAGACCCUCGAUGAUCUCCACAACAUAACCCCGUGGAUGGCUUUACGUCCGGGGUAUUUCGUGUCUACUACAGAGGACACCUAUACUUACGAGCUUCACUUUAGGUCUGCACCUACCUUCGUGGAGGUCUACGACAUCUAUGGGAACGGAAUUCGAGCAAGUAUGGCGGCUGAAGCCAGCUCCCACACGUCAACUACGGCCACGGAAGCCCCUAACGAGGCGGCAGAGGGGACCGCCUCCGCUGGUGAAGCUCGCCGCGGCAGUUGGCUUGCCUUCUUCCUUGUCGUGGGACUGUCCUAUUACCCUAAGGCUCCAAAGUAG